Messenger RNA from Prinia subflava (tawny-flanked prinia), 10248 nucleotides. It is a transcript of the gene SLC1A4, whose product is annotated as solute carrier family 1 member 4. Gene Ontology annotation, cellular component: plasma membrane. Gene Ontology annotation, molecular function: L-threonine transmembrane transporter activity; symporter activity; L-alanine transmembrane transporter activity. Lineage: Eukaryota; Metazoa; Chordata; Aves; Passeriformes; Cisticolidae. The record is from RefSeq and is a predicted model, not a curated record. Gene Ontology annotation, biological process: L-glutamate transmembrane transport; L-serine transport. The coding region runs from base 75 to 1676 and encodes 533 amino acids. The transcript is spliced from 8 exons.
GCGGGGCCGCCACUCAGUCCGUGCCUGGAGCGCCGCACGGUAGCGGCACACGCGGGGCUGGUGCUGGGCGCAGCAUGGAGGAGGCGGCGGCGGGAGCGGGUGAGGGCAAGGCGGGCCACGGCCGGAACGGCCACGCCGAGGGCCCGGCGGCGGAGGAGCAGCGGGGCGGCGGGGCCCGGCUGCGGGGCUGCCGCGGGUUCCUGCGGCGCAACGCGCUGGUGCUGCUGACGGUGUCGGGGGUGGUGGCCGGCGUGGCGCUGGGGGCCGCGGUGCGCGGCGCGGAGCUGGGCCCGGCGCAGGUCGCCUACCUGGCCUUCCCCGGGGAGCUGCUGCUGCGGAUGCUGCGCAUGGUGAUCCUGCCGCUCGUGGUCUGCAGCCUGGUGUCGGGCGCCGCCAGCCUGGACACCCGCUCGCUCGGCCGCCUGGGUGGCAUCGCGCUCGCCUAUUUCCUGGGCACCACGCUGCUCGCCUCCGGCCUCGCCGUGGCCCUCGGCUUCAUCAUCCGCCCCGGCGCCGGCGCGUCCGCGCUCAACACGCAGCUGGGGCUGCCGGGCGCGCUGCCCACCAGCAAGGAGACGGUGGACUCCUUCCUCGACCUCAUCAGAAACCUGUUUCCUGCAAAUCUCGUUGCUGCGGCUUUCCGAACGUAUGCAACAGACUAUAGGAUGCUGCCCAGGAACACUACCUCUGGAAAUGCCACAUUGGAAAAGAUCCCUGUUGGUACUGAGAUUGAAGGGAUGAACAUCCUGGGACUGGUGAUGUUUGCUCUGGUGUUAGGGGUGGCACUGAAGAAGCUUGGCCAGGAGGGGGAAGAUCUGAUUCGCUUCUUUAACUCGUUCAACGAGGCAACAAUGGUCUUGGUUACCUGGAUCAUGUGGUAUGUACCUAUUGGCAUUAUGUUCCUUGUUGGGAGCAAGAUCGUGGAAAUGGAAGAUAUCGUGCUGCUGGUGACCAGCCUGGGAAAAUACAUCUUUGCCUCCAUCCUGGGCCACGUCAUCCACGGAGGAAUCAUCCUGCCACUUAUUUAUUUUGCAGCCACACGGCAAAAUCCGUAUCGUUUUCUCUUAGGGCUUAUCACACCACUUGCCACUGCCUUUGCCACUUGCUCCAGCUCAGCCACGCUCCCGUCCAUGAUCAAGUGUGUCGAGGAGAACAACGGCGUCGACAAGAGGAUCAGCAGGUUUAUCCUUCCCAUUGGAGCCACUGUGAACAUGGAUGGAGCUGCCAUUUUCCAGUGCAUGGCAACUGUGUUCAUUGCUCAGCUGAACAACGUCGACCUCAACCCUGGGCAGAUCUUCACAAUUCUCGUGACGGCCACGGCGUCCAGCGUGGGAGCGGCCGGGGUCCCCGCCGGAGGCGUCCUCACCAUCGCCAUCAUCCUGGAGGCCAUCGGGCUGCCCACCAAUGACCUGUCCCUCAUCCUGGCCGUGGACUGGAUCGUGGACCGAACCACCACGGUUGUGAAUGUGGAAGGGGAUGCCCUGGGAGCGGGCAUCCUAAAUUACCUGAAUGAGAAAGACAAGAAAGAGAGAGAGCAGGAGCUGAAGGAAGUCACGGUGGAAGCAGUUGCCAACAGCAAGUCGGAAGCGGAGACGUCGCCUUUGGUAACCCACAAAAACCCCGUGUCCAACAGCAGCAGCACAGCAGACCCUGAAUCCAAGGAAUCAGUGUUGUGAACUCGAGGCCGCUCGUCAAGACCGGCCCCAGAGGCGGCCCAGGGACUUGUCAACGCACCCAGACGCUCGCAGUGCCACCAGGGGCUGGGUGGCUCUGGGGAGAGCUCACUUCCAGCCUGUUUGGAAAUGUGCUGGCCUGGGGAAGGGGAGGGAGGUGGGGUGGGCAGAGAAGGGGUGUUGAGAAGGAACACUCGCUUUAUUGUAGUGUUUUGAUAGUUUGUACGUGUACGUGUGUACGCAAGAACUGCCACUGAGGCUCCUGGUGUAACAGGACUUCCAUUAGUGAAGGCUCAGAUGGGCUAAAGAUAGGGGGGUAGACAAACCCGGUAUGUGCUUAUUGUAGGGAAAAAAUUUUGCUGCUGUUUGAAUGGAGAAGCAGUCUAGAAACUCCAGAGUGGGUGAAAAUGUUGCUUGAAUUUGUUUUCUAGCCUGGAAACACUUACUGACCAUUACAGCCAUAAUAUGAAGCAACAUUUUUCUCCCACUCCCCUUCCUCUCAUGUUCUCCGAUCCAUUAAAAACAUUGAAUAUGUCCUUAAAACUAGCUGUUUUCUAUUUUUAAUUUUUUUUUUGUUGCUUCACACCUAAAUUAAUAGCUUAUAGGCACUUGUUUCAUUCUCCCACUGCAUUGCAGCUCACAGCAGCUUUCCUGCCUUUUGGUGAGUAACUCCCAAACUGUGGGGCCAAACAGAGGAUAUCUUUGUGCAGAUCAAGGAUUCGUUUCCUCCUUUCUUCUAACCACCAAGCUGUUAAGGAAAAAAUCCAGAGGAAGAACAAAUUUGGUUAAAGCAAUCCCUUUGGGGCUGAAAAAAAUGUAGAGUCUGUUCCAGCAUUAGUCUAUCUGAAAGAGGCUUGCCUGUGACAAGAUCCAUAAAUCCAUAAGCCAGUUCCCUUCAUGAAAACACACAUGAUCCUCUGCUAGCAUGACACAUCCUGCUCGUGUUUAUUUAAUGGGUCAGUCCAAACAACUUUAGUCGUACUCUCUUCCAGCAAAAUUGAGUAGGGGAAGAAAAAUUCUGAGCAUGCAUCAUGUGGAAACUGAUGACAGGCAAGCCUGAGUCUUGGCUUGAAAGGGGAAGAGAAGAGGUGAGUUUAUAACCCCAGUGAUCUCUGUGUGGGAGCUGGCUACCUGUUCUGCUAGGAGUUUGGUCCUCUCAUAAAUGUUCUUUUGGCAGCAGAUUACUUUUAGUAGUUCUAGGUGAUGCCUGGAUCAGGGUAAUGCUUUAAUGGCAGAUGGUAACUUUUGCUUAGAGUUCAGCCAAAUGCUUCUGGAUUCUUACUCCUCCUUUUUGCCUUUACAGUGUCCUUCCUGAAUUUGCAUCCCAAACCUGAACAAAGCCUGGCAAACUCAUUACAAAGAUCCUGUUGAUUUAUCUUGGCUCUUUGGAUGCUAAUAGAUAAAAAUUAUGACUACACAUGGCAAGGUUUCCCUGGACUUGUCAUGUUUUCCCUUGGCUACUUCAACAAGGGACUGCAUGUGGUCCAUCUCCACACUGUUAAUUCAGCAAUAUAUAUUUACACUUAGCUUUGCUAUAAAGUAAUGCUAAAGUCUCCCUUUCUCUUUCUCCUCUCUUGCUUCAGAGGAAUCUAUCUUGGAAAGAUAUCAGCACUAGGAAGAGACAACUCCAGUUCCAUAGCAGCAGCUGCCUUCCUGUUGGAGGGACACAAUGAAUUUUGCAGAGAGAUGCUCAGAGUGAGAUAUGGCUACCCCUGAGGGAGAGCGUCGUGACUGGCUGGUUAAUCCUGUGCACUGGAGGAGCCAAGCAGAUAGGCCAAGUAGGAAAGGAUUAGUCAGCCCACUGGGAAACUGCAGGUGGAGUCUCUUCUUAACCAGUUUAUUUAUAACCAUGUCCACAGAAUUUGGUCAUUCCUUGGCUCAUCUUCAAAAUGGAAGGAGACAAACACAGUUCUGCAGGGAUGUCUUUUGCCCAGCAGAUCAACUUUGUAUUUCUUCCUGUUAGAAUCAUCUCAACUCCUUUCAACUCAGGAAACCAAAAGCACAUUUUUAAGUCUAAUUAUCUCUUUGAAACAUCUGAAUGCACCAGAACCCCAAAUACUAUGAUUUUAGAAUAGUAUAUGGAUGUCUCAAGGAAGCUAAAACCCCUGACUGUCCCCUGUUGGCUGGGUUCUGUAGUUGUAUUUUAUCCCUCAUCAGAGUUUAGCUCCCGUGCUUUUGUGAGAUCCCAUGGAAUACCAUGUACAGUUCUGAUGCUCCCAACAUAAAAAGGACAUGGAACUGUUGGAGCAAGUCCAGAGAAGGGGUCCAGACAUGGGAGCAUGUCCCCUGCAAAGGCUGGCUGACAGAGUUGGGGUGUUUAGCCCAGAGAAGCAAAGGCUGCACUGUAACCUUCCAGUAUCUGAAGGGGGUCUGCAGGGAAGCCAGAGAGGGGCUUUGUCAGGAACUGUAGUGGUAGGACAAGGACCAAUGGAUACAAACUGAAAGAGAUGAAAUUUGGUGAGACACUGGAACAGGUUGCCCAGGGAGGUUUGGAUUCCCCAACCCUGGCAGUGUUUAAAGCCAGGCUGGAUAAGGCCUUGAGUAACCUGGUCUAGUGGGAGGUAUCCCUGCACAUGUCAGAGGGGUUGGGACUGGAUGAUCUUUAAGGUCCUUUCCAACCCCUUAACUUUCUGUGGUUCUGUGAUGCUCUCCCUCACUGUGACACAUGCAGCUAGGAUCAGGACAUGAUGGCAGCACUAAAAUGACAAUUCAUGAAGAAUCACAGCACCAUUUCAGAGAACACAUUUCAGUUCUAUUUUUUUUUCACCCUGAAGCUGUUGUUUCCCAUAGGUAAAAGCACUGCCCUGGGCAAACCCAAAGGCUGGGCUUCCUUGCCAUUGCCGUACCAUCCUUCCUCCCUAUGGUGCUGCAGCUGGAGCAAGCCUCACCUUUGUGUCAGUGUCCCUUAGGCUGUGGCACAUUGUUCCUGACAGGGGACCCCAGGAAGUGGCAAAUCAAUGCAAAUCCCCCAGUAUUAGUAUUUUGCAAUAGCAGUGCAGGAGCCCAAAGUGUUCAGUGAACACCUCUCCCAGUCCCCACUAGUGGAUUGCCACGUUUUGCAUCAAUGUGAAUGUCUAGAGCUGUGUAAAGCUUGUUAGGGCAGUUGGAUUUAAGGAGGUCAGGACAUUCUCAUAGCAGGAAUUUAAUCAAGGAAAUCUGACAUUCCUUCUCUAGGAAACAGAUAUCAUAGGAUUUCUAUGAACCAUGAGUAUUCAGCUCUUAACCUGCCAGAAAUCUGUAUUUUUACAAGAGGCCUACCUUAGUUUUAAAAAUGUGCCAGUUCUUUCAUUGUUUGUGCAGAGCAAGAGGGAUCUGUGGAAGCAGCAGUGCUGGGUAACUACUGCUUGUCAGAACAUUUUCUCGGUCAUUUUUUUAUCAUUUGUGUCAGAAUUUACAUUUCUUGUUUUUCUGUGAUGUUCCAAUUCCUCACGAGAGCUGUGGUGCAUUCUAGAACUCUCUGCCUGGAUUGUUCUCUGAAAGUAGGAAUGUCAAAGAUCCAGUAUUGCACUCUCUGAGACUGUAAAAAAAAAAAAAAGUGAGACAUUCCAACAACUGCCACUGUAAAGAUGUGGAUCCUGGUGGUUAGCCUGAUGAGACAGAAGACUUGCCAUUUGCUCAAAGUGGUCAGGGCCUUCAGGUAAGGCCACUGGGAGAAAAAUGAGCGGGCAGAUGAGGGAUGUGCAUUUGAGAUGCUGUUCUUGACCUGCAGUGUAACGUGUUACACUGGGAGCUUCCUGUUCCAGGAGGCUGCCAGCUGGGAAGGUGCUCAGGAGCCUUGCAGGUGCAGCCAGGGCUGCCUGCUCUGCUCUCACCCAGGCACUCCACAAAUGUGGUCCCAGUGUGGUACUUAACUCCAAUGUCUUUUGAUUGAAGGCAUAUAUUUCUGUUCUCCUGACAUAACUGUAAAUUGGAAACCUUUAGUCAGUUGCUUUUUUAAAAUGAGGAAAUAAAUUCCACGUAGAAAACACUAUUUUCUAUUUGAUUUUAGGUUGUUUUGGGUUUUUUUCUGGAAGGUACAAGUUCUCUCCUCAGCUUAUGUCCUACCCCCUAGUACAGGAAUUGCUUUUUGAGAGAAAGAUAUAGAAAUUACAUGGUGUGUUUCUUAGGGUGUCCUGUGCAAGGUCAGGAUUUGGCCUCGAUGAUCCUCAUGGGUCCCUUCCAACUCAGUGGUUUCUGUGAAAUACUGAAGAGUCUGCAAGCUUUUUUUCAGUGAAGUUUCUUUGACCAUUUUGCACCAUCUUUUAUUUCUUUUCUAGGACUGACUUUUCACUCCAUGUUUUAUUUAUCACUUCCUGAUCUCCUCCUGUUUCCUGGAAUACCUUAUGUUCUUUUUAUGUUUCAGUGGCUCAGGGAUCAGUGGGAGAGUGGACAGAGUUUUGAUGGCUCCAGUUUGCAUUCUGCCUUGCUCCUGUCUUGAGCUCAGCAGAGGUUUGUGAGCCUUGGUAAUUUAGAGUUGCUCUGAGAGUGCAGAGCAGUGUGUGUCUCUCACACUGAGCAAGGUGCUGUGAGAAGGGGCUGUGGAUGCCUGAAACACUGUAGUGAGCAGUGGAAGGUGCCAGGAUUGACUGCUUUUAGGAUGCUUUCAGUAAAGAUCUUGUAUUGCUAAGAACUGAACUAUGGCUGAGUCUUGGUGUUGGUAAUUGUGCUACAAGACUCAGUAAUGGCAAAUUUUAAACCCUUCUGGGGAUGUCUCUUGCAAUCAGGGUGGCUUUUGUUUUGGGAACGGACUAGAGCCAUUCCCAGGGCUUCCCCUGCCAGGAUGUGACAAGCGGGGCUGUGUCCUUCGGAUAUAGCAGAGACGUGGAGCCAGCCAAAGUACCAAAUCAGCUGGUGAAACAAUCUCUGCUUUGUCUUUUGUGGGCAGCCCUGAGGAGGCAGUGGCCCUGAGCUGGAGGUGGUGAGACACUGUGGGGAGGGUGGAAGGGGCAGGAAGGUUUCCUGGUGUUUCCUCUGUUCCCACACUCUUCCCCGGGCAUUUGCUGAGGCUGGUGCCAGAUAUGGUCAUGACCCAGUGUCACCAUUCCUGUUCUCCUGUGGUUCCUCCUUCUUUUGCAGCGAGAACAGUGAAAUCUGAGGUGUUUAGGCAGUUCCUCUUUCAGUCAAGUCAAAGUCCCUGUCAUCUCUGUGACUGGCUACCCAGCCAGGUGUUGUAGGCUGUAUCCUCAAGAACUUGCAAAAGGGACAAAACCACCACCUCUUCUGCAAAGAUUUGCAGCAUUGGCCAACAGUCUGGGCCAAAUCUUCACUCUGGUCCUCUGCUAACACAGUGCCUUUCUGCAGCCACUGUAAAGCACCAUCCUGUUGGAAAUGAUCAUUUUUAAUCCUGACCUUCCCACAGGCAGCGAGCAGUGGGCCUCAGGUACCGAGUCAAAAGACCAAAAGAUAAACUCUCACCAAAGAAAAAUUGUCACGUCUUGACUGAUUUUAACAGAGCCUUGGCAGUUCAUAAUCACAGAGCUGCCUGUAAUGACUGGUCUGGUGAUGGAUGAACAGCACAGAAUUAGGCAGAUUGCAUAAGUCCUGUGCCUGUUCUUCUAUAAAAUAGGUUUACAGGUAUUUACCUGUCUCUCACGGGCCAUAGUGUGGACAACAGUGAGUUGCAAUGUUUGGAGAGCACUCUUAAGACAGAGCAGUAAAUCUUGAAGAAUAAUGAACUUUUCAGAAAUCUGAAAGGAAUGAAAGUAUGCAGAGUUGCAUUGUGCUAGAGGAGGAAUGAGUGAUGGAAAGCAGAUCAGGUGGAUGCAUUUGCUGGGCUAAUUUGGGAGGAGCAGGGGAGCUGGUGUCAGUGUGAGCUGCAGUUCAGAAAAGGGAUGUGGCUUAGUCAAGGACAGCACAGUGCCCUGUUCUGUCUGCCUCCUUCCAUCUCCACCUGACAUGCCAGGAAAGCUGAGGCUCAGGUAAAUUAACAGACAUCACCAUGGAUUCAGCAUCUAAAUUGGGAGUCUUGACAGCUUAGUUCCUGACUAGCUUCAGUGGGAGAAAGAGCUUUUCAACUCAAAGAACAAGUUGUCUUGUUGUCAGUGUGGGUGACAAAGAUGGAGAAGAAGAAGGAAGAGCUGGAAGGCUGCAGGGGCACCGUCACAGGAGACAGGAUAAGCAAGAGGAUAAAGCAGCAUCUUUUCCUUGGCAUGUUGAUAUGGAUAGAGUGAAAGAGGCUGCAGGCAUUUUUCUGGCAUGUAGCAGAGACAACACAAAUCCCUGCCUGCUGCUUGGGUGGGAUUUGCAGGGAGAGGCAGGAGUUUCUGAAAUGCAACAAGGCAGCAUGCAGAGGGCCAGCAUGGAGCUCUGAUAAGCUGCUGCUGGCUGCUGGCCAUGACCAGAGGAACAGUUCUGGAUCAGGGAUUGACCCACAUUCCUCCUUGCAGGAUAGCUAGGACAAAUGCUCCUCAGAUAAAAACGCGGAGACCAUUGUUCUCCGAGGACAAAGACCGACUUGUUAUCAAUGGGAGCACAUUAAUGAAAGCCAUGCUCACUUGCUGCUUCAGUUUCUGGCAGGAGGGAAAAGGGUUUGAUAAAUGAUCUAAAACGUUUUCCAGACUUUGGGCAACACAUUGAGACAGUUGCCCCUGAAUAUUUUAACUCUGGCAAUAAGUGAUCAAGAGCCUUAUUUGGCUCCCUGUAGGUCUUCACAUCUGAGCACUGUCUUGGGAAGUUAAUGUUAACUCAGAGUUCAUUCUCUGCAUGGGGUCUUUGCAGACAUUUGUGACCAACAGGCAUCAUUUCACAGCUGUACAAGUGAAUGAAUACAGAAAAAGGUGAAAGAACUCUCUUGAGUCACAUGGAGAGUUGCCAAGCCAGCUAGGAGCAGACUCUGAGUCCCAAAGCCAGGUUCAUUGUUAGCUAACAACUAUCAUCUCCUUAAAAAAAUCCACAUCUGAGAGUUUAUAAAUAUAUUUGAGUCCGUACAGAGAUUGUUAUAGAAGGGGGGAAAAAAAGUCUCUUUCAUUCAAGAGCUCAGUGUGUUUACUUAUCAAAUUAUAUCUCAGUGUCAGCAGAUGCAUCAUCCUUAACAGUUACGAAAUCUCAUUUGAAUUUAACCUCAGAUCUCGGUGCCAGCAGGAGGUGAGGACUGUGGACAUUUCAGCAGGUCAACAGCUCUUAUGCAAAGUUCUGCUCAAGAAACAUUUAUACUUGUCUCCCAAGGCCACAGAUGUUGCUCUCAAGGCAAGCAGGGCUACCAAGGGGAACCAGCACGAGGAAAUGGAUUUUGAGCCAACUGUGUUGUAAUGCAAAGUUAACGGUGUGGUUUUAAGCCGCAGAGACCAAGAAAUUUGGUAUUAGAUGUUCCUUAGGAUAGCUUUCACUUGCUCCUUCUGGUAAAACAACACUGAGAAAGUAAUGCUCUUCCUUGCCAAGCAUGUAUUUAGUGAUUGAAACUAAACUGCAUAUGGCAUGUGCGUGCAACUUAAUUGCAGUGACAUGUUGCAGAAGGAAAUUGCUAAGGGAACUCUUCUCUCAAGGAACUGUUUACACAUGUCUGAAUCCCUGAGAUUACAUUCCCACAGAAAGACUAGUGCUUAACCAUAAAAAAUACUCCAGAUAUUAGCUGGUUUGGAUUGUAGCUUUUUUAAGAACCAGAAGGAAUGCUGCAAAAAGGACAGGCCAGGGCCUUCCCUGAUGUGCACUGAUGUAAUUUCCUGAGCUUUGUGUGGUUUCUGGAUUUGUGAUGGAGAUGCCUCUGUAGCAGCAUAGAGGAAUGAUCUGGGCCUUUUAAGAUGAUCGUGAUCAGCAAAACAGCAGUAAAGCAAUGUUUUUAAAACUUCUUGGUUAUAACUAAAGGCAUUUUACAUGCUCAGAGUAUUCUUCUGAUGUGGUGCCUUUAAUGUAAAAGUGUUUUCCUAGUGGUCAGUGUUGAUGCAGAAGGAAACUUCCUCGUGUUUUGUUCAGUUUGCCUUCUCUGUAUCCCUCCUGCAGAGCCUGUUGUGCUCCUUGGAGUCUGCCCAGAUCCCAGCAGGAUCAGGCUCUUAUAGUACAUAGAUCAAACUUACAGAUAUUCUGACCUCAUGUGAGGACAUGGACUGUUUCCUAUCCUGUUAGGAGGGGACAAAGACAUUGUUUCAGCUUUGGAGAGGAUGUGGGCUGAACAAACCCUGCUUCAUUAAGGCAAUACCUUAAUGACAUUUUACACUUAAUUAGUCAAAUAAUUGUGACCAAGGUGGCCCAGCGUCACUGCCUCCCUGCUCUGCUCCACAACAGAUGCUCUGUUGACUUGUCUUCCCCGAAGGCCACUCUGGAGGUGAUGUGUUUGCCAUCCGUGAGAAUUCCAUGCUUUUAAGAACACAAUCUUAUUUAGACUUCCUCAGUUACAUUCCUGGCUGCACUCUGGUGAGGUCGUGCUGUAUGGGAUGGAGACCUUGUGCAGCUCAGCAAACAGCUGAGCAAACCUCUGCUCGUGGGAGAUGGAUGGGCCUCUGCUCCUGAGCUGCUUCUUGGUUAGGGCAAACUGCGACUGACUCACUCACACUCUGUGAGGGCAAAGACUUUGAUUAGAUUUUGAUUAAUUGCUCAGAUUCAGGGAUAGCAGGACCACCCCUGCACAUGAGGAGUCCCCUUCUGCCUUAUUAUCCUUCAAGGU